AUGUCAAAUUUAUCUGAAGAUAUAAGUAUAUCUAAACGACCAAGAAUAUUUCGUGGUCGAGGUGCUCAACAAAGAACUGAUGUAAAAAAGAAAGCUAGAAGAAAUCAAAGUACAGGUGAUAUAAUUCAAAGUGCUCGUGAACCAACUAAAAUUGAAUCAAAAGAUGAAAAUAUAAAUCCCGGUAAAAAAGUUCGAAGAUGGUUACGUUUAUUAAAAAUGACUAGUAUUAGUGCUACAACUGCCAUAACAUUGGAUGGAUUAAGAACAGAGAAUAAUCAUUCUUAUAAUCAACAAACUAGUCAGAAUCAUAAUCAUCAUCAGUAUCAUCAUCAUCAUUAUCCUGAUAAUUCUAAUUCACCUCCACAAGAAAUGCAAUCUUUUCUUGGCAACUUAGGUAUUGGAGCUUAUGUUGGUGAUGAAGAGAAUGCAUUUGUAAAUUCGGACAAUUCAGAAGAGAUAAAUGUUGAACAGUUAAAUAAAACAAAUAAACCUCUUUCUAAAUCAAUGAUAAAUUUAUCUUCAGUUAGUUUAUGGCCACCUAAACGUAAGACAAGUGAUCAAAUUAAUGAACCAGAAACAUUACUAAAUGAUGUCAGUGAACAUUGUAGCCGUUUAUCAUCCUCUCGUGUUAGUUGUCUAUCGAAUAAUUCGUUGUCAUCACCUCAAUCAACAACAUCGUUUACGCGUUCGCAAAAGAAACCAUCUAUUUCAGAAAUCACAAACUCAUCAACAUUUGACAGUGGGAUGAAUCAAUUCAAUCAAACUGAAUUCUAUGAAUCAAUGCCUUUAAUACUUAAAACUGUGAUAAAUCAAACAUCACUGUAUAAUAAUAUUCAUUCUAUGCAGCGUUAUAAUGUUAGUGAAGGAUUUGCCUCGAGUAAUUUAACACCGAAACUUUCAACAAGUACUAUUACUGCGACUAAUAGUCACCAUCAAAGUGGUGAGAAUAUUAAUGUCAAAAAAGCUAUUCAUUAUCCAGCUUGGAUGAUUAUUAGUGAUGAACAAUUACAAUUGGAUACAACUUAUUCAUUUUAUCGGAUAGCAGAUUAUUUAAAAGAGUUAUAUUUAGCUGAAUCUUGGUUAGAGAAUUUAUUAAUAUCUGAUAUUUUACCAAGUCGUAGUCAUUCACCAGUAAGACAACCAACUGAUUAUCGAUCACGUCGAGCACGUCUUGAAAAUAAUCCAAUAAUAUCGCAUAAAAUAUUAAAGAGAACAUGCAGUGAACAACGUUAUGAUGAAACACAAUUAAUUGGUGGUUUAUGGGAUAGACGAGAGAUGGAUCUUAUUCAAAAAUUAAUUCAUCGAGCAAUCUCUACAAUUGAAUUAAAAAUAUCAUCUAGACAAAUAGACGAAAAGGAAUCGUCAUAUUCAGCAACAACACCUACUACAACAACACUGAGUGCUAUAAUUUUUAGAAAUGCUUCAACUGAAAGAAAAAUUCCCAUCUCUUUACGUUCAUUUAUUCCGGAUUGUGAGAAAAUCACAGGGAACAAUGAAAAUACUAUUAAAUGGAAAAAGAUUUACGCUGAAGAAAUUGUAAAUAUUGUUAAACUUCCUCGUUAUCCUGUUGAACAACAUUUAAAUUUAGAAACUAUACAUCAAUCACAAAAAUCUACCAUUUUUCUUUGUUCUGAUCAUCUUGUCUUAACACAAUGGCCAUUAGAUCAACAAUCAUUUGUAUGUAAUGGAGAUUUGGCGCAUAUUAUUCCAUUCUAUGAAUUAUGGUGUGAUACCAUGAAACUUGAUGAAUUAUUAUGCAUACGAUCAUCAUCAAUAUAUGUGUCAAAAUCAUUAAAACAUCAUAAUAAAUUCAAUUCUAAUAAAAAAAAUUCCGAAAUUGACAAUGAUCAUUUAAGUAAAUAUAAUAUCUCUUCAUCAUCCGGUAUAUUAGAAGAAUAUGCUGAUCUAUUGAAUAGUCCUACUUUCAAUGAACAAUGUAAUCAGUUAAUUAAUGAUACAGAGAUAAUAAAAACAUCAAAAUCUUCUUAUUCAUCAAAUGAUAAUCAUACAUUUAAUAAUACUGAUAUGUUAUUAUUAAUUGGGCAUCCACCAAUGGAAAAUUGGGCAAUCCGUUUUUCAAAUAAUAAUCUUUGUGAAAAAUGGCGACAUAUGAUCAAUGAAUCUAUUCGAAAAAGUCAACAAAUAUUCUAUGGGAAAUCGAUCAAUGUGAAGGUGAUCAAUCAGAUAAUUCCAAAUCAUCAAGUAAUAUAUAAAUAUCAUAAUAUUUCUGUUGAUAUGACAAUAGAUCAUUUAAAAGAUAAAUCAUUGGAAGGACUUAAUAUUAAUGUAAAUAAUACAAAAGCUGAUUUAUAUCUACGUUAUACUGAAUCAAAUGGAGAAGAACGUGAAAUACUUAUGUAUGGUCCAGAAAAUCCAUUUUUAAUAGCACUCUCUAGUGUUCAGUUGAAUACUUCGGAUUCUUCAUUGAGUACUCCUAAAUCAGCAAUAACUGUUUCUAAUACUACUAGCAAUACUACUAAUAUAAAUAAUACCACCGGGAAUAAUAGUCCAGACAGUAAUACUAAUCACUAUAAAGAUAUAUUGGAUCUAAUAAAGAAAGUCUCUUUAUCACCACAAUCGGAGAAUAGAACAACUGAUCAUAACCAUAACAACGGUAGUGAUUACAUUAUUUCAAGAGAUCAAAUUAAAAUUAGUUUUGUACUUCGUCCUGUAGACAAAUAUUAUUCAACUGAAGAUAAUCAACAUCAUUAUCAAAAUUAUCAAAAAGUUUCAACAAAAUCUGAUAUGAAAUCUACAGAAUAUGUGAGACAAGAACGUGGACGUUCCACAUCAAAAUCAUCUUCAGCAUCAGCAUCAAGAAAUCGUCGAAAUGAUACAACACAAAACAAUAAUAUGAUGACUAAAUCCAGUAUAUUCUUAAAUCAUAAUAAUACAAAUAUUAGCAAACAAAAUACUAGUACUAAUGUACCAUUGCGUGGUGCAAUUAGUACUAGUUCACUUCAAAUUGGUACAACACAAGAAAUACAAUGUGGGCAAAUUUUUGGACGUCUGCCUGAACAAUGUUGGCCUGAUUCUCAAUUACCGGAAUCUUUAGUGAAUCUAUUUGCUAUUGUAUAUUAUAAUGGGGUAAAUGUUGAAGGAAUAUUUCGACGUACAGCUGUUCAUAGUCAAAUUGAAUUGAUGAGAGCACGUGUAGAUGAAAAUAUUCAAAUGAUUACACCAAAUAAUUGUAGUCCAAUUUUAGCAUCGUGUGUUUUAAAGAGGUUUUUCUGUGAAAUACCUGGUCAUUUAUUAAUCGACUCUCAUUGGGAUGAGUGGGCCAGUUUAACUGAAAUUAGUUCAGCAUCAGAACGUUUACAGGUUCUUGAAAGAUUGAUUCGUAAUCUUCCCAAGGUUAAUCAGACAUUACUGGCCUUGCUAGUUUAUUUACUUGCACAUAUUCGUGAUAAUGAAGAAAUAAACCGUAUGUCAGCUAGAAAUUUGGCGGUUGUAUGGGGUCCAAAUUUAAUUCAACGACCAAAUUCUCCAUUAGCAUUAUCUGAUUCUAUGAUAACGACACAAAUUAUAACUUACCUGUUGGAACCGGCAGUAACAAAUUUCUUAUUAAGCACUAGCAAUGUUAAGAUGGAAUUGAAUCAACACUUUUCAAAUAUUUGGGGAAAUUUUCUAAAAGACUCUAAUAAUAAGACAAAAAUUCAAAACACCACUACCACAUCAACAGCAACAACAAAUACUGAUUCAUCAGAUGAUGAUAAAAUUUCUAAACAAGAUUCUGAUUUCCAUUCUGAACGGAAAACAACGAAACAACAUCCUUCACGAAGAGGAUAUUCUGUUUCAAAUAUACCACCACAGAUAAGUUCUCUGGAAGUGGACAAUUCAUUGAUGAAUGAAAAAUUAAGUAAUUCAUUAUUGAAAACAAGUGAACAACAUCAACAUACUGAAUCCAUAGUAGUAAAUAAUUCUUCUUCUUCUUUAAAUUUAUCAAUAAACAAUAAAUCUAAUCAUCAAUUAAACAUGGAAAAUGCAUCACAGUCAUCAUUAAUGAAACGAAGAGGUGCUGGACGUAUGCAUAAAAAAAAACAUAGUUUUUUUAAUCAAUUAGCAUUACCUGAUCAAACAGGACCACCUAAUUCUACUGAUUUGAUUACAACAGAAUUGAAAAAUAUUAUACGAUCAAGAACUACAUCAAGUAUAGUAUUACCAUUAUCAUUUUCUGUAACAGCUACAACAACAACUUUAACAAAUCCAUCAUUAGCUUCAACAGUAUCAGUAGAGAAACAAGAAUCUAUGAAAAAGACAAUUCCUUCAACAACAACAACAACAACAACAACAUCAUCAUCAUCAUUGAUACCUAGGCGUUCAAGAAACACAUCUUGUCCACCGAGUACAAAUAAAGCAACAAUUUCUAAUGAUAAAUUUAGUAUUCCUUGCCCAUUGCCAAGAAAUCAAAUCAAUACAGAAGCACCACCUGUCCCAUUAAGAGGUCAACAAUUAACACAUCAAGAUGUUCGAUUAAAACUUGCCAAUAAUAAUAAUAAUAAUAAUAAUAAUAAUAAUAAUAGUAAUAAUAAUAAUAAUAAUAGUAAUCUGCCAAGGAAUAAUUCUAAUCACUCAAAACCAAUCAGUCAUAAUAAUAAUAAUAAUAAUAAUAACAACAACAAUAAUAAUAAUCGAUUACAUGACGAAACAAGAAUGCCAACUCCCACUUCCACUACUUCUACUACUACAUCGCCUAUAUCACGACAACAAAAACCAUUUCAUCGUAGAUUUCGGUCACAGACAUCGACCAUUGAAAUACCAGAUGUUAAUUUACUGCAUACUGAUACAUAUAGAAUGCGACAAAACAAACUGAGUACUACUGCUACUACUACCACUACUACUACUAAUAAUAAUUGUAAUAGUAAUAAUAUUGCUUAUAAAAGACAACAUUCCAUGAACUGUCCAUUUAGUUAUACUCAAUCAUUUUAUGAACCAUUCGAAAAUGAUCUAUCAGUAAGUAGUCAUGCUACUAAUACUACUAAUAGUGGUAGUAGUAAAACAAAUGAGUCUACUGCACCAAUUAAAAUUAUUUCAGUGUCGUCUAGUAGCAAAGACAGUGUUCCAUUGAAACCUCACAAAAAAUCACCAUCUAACCAUAGUACUAAUGAUUACGCUAUCAAUAAUAGUAAUAAUCAUACGACAAAAUCCAGUAAAUCAAUCCAUUCGUCUACUGAUCACCGAUCACGUAAUAAUAAUAAUAAUAAUAAUAAUAAUAAUAAUAAUAACAAUACCAAUAACAAUAUAAAUACUAAUAAUAGUAGUAUGCCACGAUCAGAAAGUGAUAUGAGUAUGAUUUCAACAGAUUCUUCAUUAUUAUCCUUUUCAUCCAAUUCAUCAUCAUCUUCAUUACGUAAACAUAAUAAUAAAAUAAAGGACGAUAUAACCGAUAUUACCACAGGAAUUCCAUGUCCAGUUGUACAUCGUCCAGAAUUUAAUACAACCGGUUAUAUUACUAAUACAAAACGUAAAUUUAGCCAAAAUACAAUACAAAAAUCCAAUUCACCUCAAUCAAUUAAUGAUUAUAAACAAUUGAAUAAAUCCACAUGUAAACAUCCAUUAUCAUCUCAACCAUUUAUUACACCAUUAUAUUCAACAACAACAUCUUCAUCAUCAUCAUCAUCAUUUUCAACAUCACCAUCACCGACAUCAUUUAGUAGUUCAGAUAUUGGUUAUGUUACAUCACAUCAUGAAAAUUUAGAAAAUAUUAUUCAUGAAAAUAAUUCUAAAAUAUUAAUUAAUUGUGUAAAUGAUGAAAAUCGUAGUUGUGGUACCGCAGUUAGUCGAAUGAGUUCACAUGCUUCAACUAUAUCAAGUGGUUCAGUGACAGUGAUUUCAACAUCAACAGAAAAAUAA
Molecule: messenger RNA, 5853 nt
Organism: Schistosoma margrebowiei
Lineage: Eukaryota; Metazoa; Platyhelminthes; Trematoda; Strigeidida; Schistosomatidae
Source: the annotation of a GenBank genome assembly